AUGGCUUACAGUGGCCGUGAUGAAGAGACACUCCCUCCUCUCGCUGUCAUCGGUCUGUCCCUAAAGUUCCCUGAAGAUGCAACAUCGCCCGAAGCGUUCUGGGAUAUGCUCAUGCAAGGCCGGUGUGCCUCACGCGAGUUCCCGCCAGAUCGAAUGAACAUAGACGCCUACUGUCAUGAUGACCGAGAACGACUUCAUGCCGUCUCCUGCCGAGGCGGCCAUUUCAUGGCAGAGGAUCUCGGCCUCUUUGAUGCGCCGCUUUUUGGCAUGACCGAGGCCGAUGCAAAGGCCAUUGAUCCUCAGCAACGCCUGGCUUUGGAAACGGUGUACCGCGCAGUAGAAAAUGCUGGACUUCCACUCGACCGGAUUGCGGGCUCGAAGACCAGUGUGUUUGCAGGCUCCUUUUGCAAUGAUUAUCACAUGCUCCAGAUCAAAGACCCGCUGAACGUGCCCAAAAGUGCCACUGCUGGUAGCGGCCGAAAUAUGAUCGCUAACCGAAUCAGCUGGUUCUUUGACUUGCUAGGCCCUAGUGCAACGAUUGAUACUGCUUGUUCGAGCAGUCUAAUGGCGGUCGAUUUGGCGUGUCAGUCUAUUUGGGGUGGCGAUGCUACUAUGGGUGUUGCCAUUGGGUGCAAUGUGAUUCUGGCGCCGGAGGUGACUAUUGGUCUCGACAACCUUGGGUUAUUGUCUCGCGACAGCCGCUGCUUUAGCUUCGAUACUAGAGGAAACGGAUACGCCAGAGGCGAGGGUAUUGGUGCUGUAAUCAUUAAACGCCUUGAUGAUGCGGUAUCUUGUGGAGAUACUGUUAGAGCUGUUAUUCGAUCGUCUAGCUCAAAUCAGGAUGGCAAGACCCCUGGAAUCCUGCAGCCAAGUAAAGACGCACAGGUGCGUUUGAUUCGCGACACCUAUUCGAAAGCUGGACUGGACAUGGGUGAAACAAGGUACUUUGAAGCACAUGGCACCGGGACCCCUGUUGGCGAUCCUAUUGAGACCAGGGCCAUUGGCACCGCGUUUCGCCCGUAUCGAUCAAGUGGUGAGCCUUUAUAUGUUGGCUCGGUAAAAUCCAACAUCGGCCAUCUCGAAGGUGCCAGUGGGAUAGCAGGUUUCAUCAAAGCAGUUCUUAUUUUGGAAAAGGCACUUAUGCCUCCAAACAGCAGUAAUCUGCAGACCGUGAAUCCCCAGAUAGAUGAGGAGUAUCUGAGACUGAAGAUUCUAAGAAACGCCGUCGCAUGGCCAGGUACCGGCUUGCGACGGGCGUCUGUAAGCUCCUUUGGAUUUGGUGGAUCAAAUAGCCAUAUUGUUCUCGACGAUGCUUACAACUUCUUUCGCUUGCAUGGAAAGGAAGGCCACCAUCAAACUGCCAUAGUGCCUCCAUUCGUGGGGGUCGAUGGGAUACAGCUAAAUGGUCAUGAAGGAUCUGACCACCAUUCCCCCCAUAUAUCCCGUGUAAAUGGCGCCAGCCAUGGUACCUGUCACGCAGACCCUCACUUGCUUGUGUGGUCGGCAGCAGACAAAGCUGGGAUCGAACGACUGGCAGAGAGCUGGAGAUCGUACUUUUCAGUCAAAGCAAACUCAGGUCUCGAUGUGAAUACUUAUAUGCGGGACUUAGGAUACACCUUAUGCAAUAGGCGGAGUCAUUUAGAGUGGAGGACGUUCGUCGUUGCGAAGCCAGCGGAAACCGUGCAAGACCUGACUCUACAAUUCGCGCCAGCGACUCAAUGUCUGGAUUCGCCACAUCUGGCUUUUGUUUUCACCGGACAAGGAGCCCAGUGGUACGCGAUGGGCCGUGAGUUAAUCGGUCAAUAUGAGGUUUUCACCGACAGUCUAUCCGAGUCAGCGACGUACCUUGCGGAGUUUGGAUGCGAAUGGGAUGUAUUCAGUGAGCUACAGAAACCAGCGUUGGAAUCGAAUGUGAACGACCCGGCCUACGGUCAGCCACUCUGCACUGCACUUCAAAUCGCCCUGGUCGAUCUUCUCGAGAGCUGGCAUGUUGUGCCGGCUGCAGUUGUCGGCCACUCGUCUGGAGAGAUUGCCGCAGCAUAUUGCGCUGGGGCGUUAUCAAAACGGUCUGCAUUGAAGGUCGCAUAUUUCAGAGGCUUACUGGCAGGACAGCUGGGAAAAUCCAGUAACAUGAAAGGAGGCAUGCUUGCUGUUGGGCUAUCGAAAGGGGAUUUCCGGAAAUACCUUGAUCAACUUGCUUCGCAGUUCGAAGCGUUGAAGGUAGUGGUUGCUUGCGUCAACAGUCCGAACAGUGUGACAGUAUCUGGACAGCUGGAGCAGAUCGACACGUUGCAUGUUCUUCUAACUGAAGACAACGUGUUUUCUCGAAAACUGGCUGUCAAUGUUGGCUAUCACUCAUUCCAGAUGUCUGAAAUAUCUGAGCAGUAUUGUUCCGCUCUUGGAACGUUGGAGGUUCCCCCAAAGCGGAAGAAACCGCCAUUCAUGGUAUCAUCUGUUACUGGUGCAUUAGUAUCAGAUGAACAGCUGAUAGACCCCGAGUACUGGGUAAACAACAUGGUCUCACCGGUAUUGUUCAAUGAUGCAGUGGGCUAUUUAUGCGCUCAGACGAGCAAGACCCCUCGAAAGAUUGAUGGUAGUCACCGUCGCACUAUUGCAAUUGACCAUUUUUUGGAAAUCGGUCCACAUUCGGCACUGCAAGGACCAUGUCGGGAUAUUAUCAAAGCGACAAACAAAACCGACAAGAUGGGUUACGUUCCUUUGCUGGUACGCAAUCGCUCUGCCUUGGUAUGUGUCAUGGAAAGCGCAGGCCGUCUUCACUGCAGCGGGUAUCCGAUCAACAUAUCAGCUGUCAAUGUUGAUAGAGCUCUGGUAAAGCCUCAGGUAUUAAGCGACCUACCGGAGUAUCCAUUCAAUCACACCACUCCGUACUGGCACGAAAGCCACCUGAGCCAAGGCUACAGGCUCCGCAAGCACGCCUAUUCAGAGCUGCUCGGCAUCCCCGAUCCCAAUGGGAAUCCCAUGGAAGCCACCUGGCGAAACAUCAUUCGGGGGUCAGACAUGCCGUGGGUGCAGGACCAUAAGAUCAACAACGCCGUCCUGUAUCCGGGCGCUGGGAUGGUGGUCAUGGCAGUCGAGGCGAUCAAGCAACUGGCGGAUCUGGAUCGAGUGAUCAUAGGUUUCAACAUCCGGGACGUGGCGUUUUCGUCCGCGCUACAGAUCCCUACCCAUGCUGAAGGAAUCGAGGUUAAUGUCAACUUGAAACGCGUCACAGAUGGAAAGUCAGACAGCACGGGAUGGUUUGAGUAUCGGGUAUACGCCUACGACAAUGAUACGUGGGUGGAGAAUAGCACGGGGUCUAUCCAAGCGCUUUAUGAAUCCGCGGAGACGGGUCUGGAUCUCAAUGGUCGGGAGGAGAGGGAGUGGCAGGGUUUUCUUUUGCGGGGCUACAACGAUGCAGCACGGAUGUGUACAUCAUGCGUUGACUCUGAAGGGUUCUACAACCAUCUGAAUCUUUGUGGGUAUCAAUACGGACCUGCAUUUGCUGCAAUCCAAAACAUCAGUCGCGGAGAAGACUGCAACAGCUUCAUCUCAGACAUCCGGACAUUCCAGCCUGCAGGCGCGGCAUAUCCGACUCACACAAUCCAUCCGACAACAUUAGACGCCAUCGUCCAGAUGGCAGCGGGACUAGUCACCGAUAUAGGCGGACGCACGACAAACGUCGCUGUGCCAACUAGAAUCGACCGCCUUUGGCUAUCCAGCACCGGUCUGAGCCAUCCAUCUGCAGAUAUCCUGAAAGCUCACGUGGCGUGCAGUCGAUCUACCGUCGGAUACACCCAUUACUCCAUGACAGCAGUGGACAGAACUGCCUCCACUGCACUUUUGACGCUCGAAGGCUUGAAAGUAACCACCAUUGCAAGUACAGAGAAUACACCUGUCUCAAGACAACUGAAGGCAGAUAAUCUCUGCCACUAUUUAGCGCAGCAGCCUGAAAUCGACCUGCUAGGAGAGGAAGAAACGCGGGCUCUUUUCGAAUACGACAACUCUCAAGAAGCGCCCAUACAGCACCUCACCGACCUGGACUUUCUUGCGACAAAUUACGUUUAUAGAUUUGCUGACUCUUACAGCGAGGACAGAGAAAACCUUCCAGCUCACUUGAACAAAUACGUGGACUGGAUGCUCGGCUACAAGGAAGCAAUGGAUCAAGGCUUGUCAGUUUUCAGCACAAAUGAGUGGAGAGAUCGCAUGAACGACGACCAAUACAUCAGCGAACUGCACAAGCGAGUCGAACAAGGCAGUAAGCGUGGACUUCUAAUCAGCACCGUCUGUCGGGACCUGUCCGACUUUCUGCGUGACCCGCUCACUCGUCUUUUCGAGAAUAAUCUCCUCGCGGAUGUCUACUUUGAAAUGCUCGGCGAAACGUCCAUCAAACCGCGUCUGGAGAAACUCAUCGCCGCAUUGGCCCACAAAAACCCCCGGAUGAAGAUCCUAGAAGUGGGCGCGGGAACAGGAGCCAUGACUGACCUGUUCAUCAAAGCGUUGACCAUGAAACUUGAAUCUGGGGGCAUGCCUCUAUACGCCCAGUGGGACUUCACCGACCUAUCGAGCUCUUUUUUUCCCGCUGCUCAGGGACAAUUUGCUGCGGAGGGACAGCGGAUGAGGUACAAGGUCUUGGACGUGGAGAAGGAUCCCGAGGUGCAGGGGUUCGAGUGCGGGACGUACGAUGUGGUUGUUGCUUUCUUGGUGUUGCAUGCGACUGCGGACUUGGCUGCUAGUCUCAGGAAUGUCCGGAAGCUAUUGAAAGUGGGAGGCAAGCUGCUUCUUUCGGAGAUUACUUAUCUCCAUCCUAUUCGAACGACUCUUAUCUUCGGCUUGCUGGAUGGGUGGUGGAGAGGCCGGGAGGAAUACCGCCAGACGAGCCCCUGUGUUAGUACCGAGAAAUGGGGAGAGCUUCUCAAAGGAACGGGGUUUUCGGGCUGCGAUAUCGUCGUGGAUGACUAUAUCGACGAAGUGUGUCGCGAGGGAAGCAUGAUCGUGUCGACGGCCGUUGCUCCACUGCGUACUGUGAAAUGGGGAGUGAAUAUUAUCCUGGACCCAACAGACGGAGGACAGGUUGAGCUGGCAGAGGCAGUUUCUGAUCGACUCCUGGGCAUGGGAGUGGCCAUCACGAGUGGAGGUCUGAAUGACAUGUCCGGAAGGGAGCUGACAUCGGAAUUGAUAGACAUCUCUCUCUUGGAAUCUACGGCCCCUUUUCUCUACGAUAUGAACAAGACGGAAUACGGAGGGCUUCAAGAACUGGUGAAAUCAACAAAGAACCUCAUCUGGGUCAACGAAGGCGGAGGACAUCAGCCGUUCCCCAAGUACCGACUUGUUGAUGGGCUUUUUAGAGUGCUGGCGGGGGAGAUAUAUAGAGUGAGGCUGACGACUCUCUCUCUUGAGCGAAACACUCCGAGAGAACAUCAGGUCGACCAGAUAAUGAAGAUAAUCCGCUCAGUUACCACAGAUCGAGAUACGGACUCGGAAUACACGGAGAUCGACGGGAUCCUUCACACCAGCCGCCUAGUCCCCGCCAGGUCUGUGUCCCAGGACGUUGCCAAAAAGGUGCUGCUGCAGCAGAGGGAAAUGAAAGCGUAUGGCUCAGGGCCGCCAAUGAAGAUGACCAUCGGCUCGCCCGGUCUUCUGAACACACUUCAGUUCGUGGAGGACCGGACUCUGGAGCCUUUGGGUCCGGACGAAAUAAAGAUCAAGGUCCGAGCAGUGGGACUGAACUUCCGGGAUGUGCUUGUCGCACUGGGCAGACUGGAAAGCGACACCCUCGGGGCUGAGUUCGCGGGCGAGGUAGUCCAGGUCGGAGACUCGUGUCAGCGGUUUCAGCCGGGGGAUCGAGUGGUUGCCUUCCAUCCGAGCCGCUACGCGAAUUAUGUCCGCAUUCGCGAGGACAUGCCCAUCAAGAUUCCGACCGUGAUGGAUUUCGUGGCGGCGGCGGCUGUCCCGGUGGCAUAUGCCACUGCGUGGAUCACGCUGAACCAAGUCGCACGACUCCAGCCCGGGGAGUCGAUUCUGAUUCACUCCGGGGCCGGAGGAACAGGCCAGGCGGCCAUCCAGGUAGCCCAGUACCUGGGAGCAAAGGUCUUCGCGACGGUGUCAACCGAGGAGAAGAAGCAGCUCCUGAUAGACCGGUAUCACACCCCAGCAGAGCAGAUCUUCUCCAGCCGGAAUACGCUCUUCGCCAAAGGAAUCCGACGGCUUACCGCCGACCGCGGUGUAGACGUGGUGUUGAACUCGUUAUCUAGGGACGGACUGAUCGCGUCGUGGGAAUCGGUUGCGCCGUACGGUCGCUUUGUGGAGAUCGGGAAGAAUGAUAUCUUGAGCAACACCAAGCUUCCCAUGCUGCAAUUCGAGAAGAGCGUCAGCUUCACGGCCAUUGACCUGGCGGGGAUGAUGGUCGAUCGGCCGCAGGUAAUCAACUCGGCGUUGCAGACGAUAUUCUUCCUGCUUGGUGACGGCACGCUGACGCUUCCCCAUCCGUUGCAAACGUACGGUGUAUCGGAGAUCGAACAUGCCUUUCGGCAGAUGCAGACGGGGAGGAACUCGGGGAAGGCGGUAGUGGAGAUGCGAGAGACGGACCAGGUGAUGACGGUCCUUGAGACGAGGCCUUCCUUUUCGUUUGCAUCGGAUGCGACGUAUGUUAUUGCGGGUGGACUGGGCGGACUUGGCCGGAGCAUAUCCCGCUGGCUUGUUGAACGGGGCGCUCGCAACCUGAUCCUCCUUUCUCGAUCGGGGCAGGCGAGCCCGCAUGCGCGAAGCCUCGUAGAGGAGCUAGCAGGUAAAGGUGCCCGAGUGGUCACUCCUUCAUGCGACAUCACAGACGCUGCGGCGCUGCAAGGCGUGCUCGACGAAUAUAGCCACCUCCCCCCGAUCAAGGGCUGCGUGCAGGCAUCGAUGGUCGUCUGCGCCCACAACUUCGAAUCCCUAACCUAUGAAUCGUGGAAAUCCACCACGGGCCCCAAAGCCCAGGGGUCAUGGAACCUGCACGAGCUGCUCCCGCGCGGGAUGGACUUCUUCGUGCUGAUGUCCUCCGUGUCCGGGAUCUUCGGGGCCAUCAGCGACUCCGGCUACGCCGCAGGCAACACCUUCAAAGACGGACUGGCGCGGUAUCGCGUCGGAAUCGGCGAGAAAGCCGUCUCGUUGGAUCUGGGACCCAUUCUCACGGCCGGCUAUUUCAACGAUAACCCGGACAGCCGCGCGCAUUUCCUCGCGAACAGCGUGCUCGAUGAGAUUACUGAAUCAGAGCUUCACGCCCUGCUCGACAUCCACUGCGCCCCCAACCCCAACCCGCUCACCCGCCUAACCAGCCAAGUAGUAGUCGGCAUCACGCCCACCACCCUCACAAAAGGCCUGCACAAAGCCGACUGGCUCGACCGGCCUCUCUUCCGGCACCUCUCAGCCACAGACCCAGCGCACAGCAGCAACAGCAACGCCCGCAGCGCAGAAGGCAUCUCCAACCUCCCCGCCCUCUUCGCAGCCGCGGAAUCCACCACCGAGGCGACCGGAAUCGCCAUGCGGGCCACCCGCGAGAAACUCUCGCUCAUGCUGAGCGUCCCGGCCGAUCAGAUCGACACCGACAAGCCCCUGCACCAAUACGGGGUGGAUUCGCUGGCGGCGGUGGAGCUCCGGAAUUGGUUUGCGCGCGAGCUAGGCGCGGAUAUUGCCAUGUUUGAUAUUCUGGGGGGGGCGAGUGUCGCGUCGGUGGUGGGGUUGGCGGUGGGGAAGAGGUAG
Molecule: messenger RNA, 7737 nt
Organism: Aspergillus heteromorphus CBS 117.55
Lineage: Eukaryota; Fungi; Ascomycota; Eurotiomycetes; Eurotiales; Aspergillaceae
Product: type I polyketide synthase
Exons: 14
Coding region: 1-7737 (2578 amino acids)
Biological process (GO): secondary metabolite biosynthetic process; fatty acid biosynthetic process
Molecular function (GO): phosphopantetheine binding; fatty acid synthase activity; oxidoreductase activity
Source: RefSeq, a predicted model, not a curated record